Charadrius vociferus (killdeer) is the source of this 1719-nucleotide messenger RNA. RefSeq names its product cystathionine beta-synthase-like. Gene Ontology annotation, cellular component: cytoplasm. The transcript is spliced from 16 exons. The record is from RefSeq and is a predicted model, not a curated record. Gene Ontology annotation, molecular function: cystathionine beta-synthase activity; cysteine synthase activity. The coding region runs from base 1 to 1707 and encodes 568 amino acids. NCBI's taxonomy places the organism in Eukaryota, Metazoa, Chordata, Aves, Charadriiformes, Charadriidae.
AUGGAGAAAUUGAUAUCUGAAAAGCCUGUUUCUGUCUCUAAGGAUGAAACGCCUAGACUUCCUUCCCAGCAGAAGCCAGAUAUGAACUCAUGCCCUCAUGCACCUGGCAAGUAUUUCCUCCCUGGUCGGAUGGACAAUGAGAACUGCAAGGCUAAUGAGAAGGAAAGGGAGUGGAUCCGUCCUGAUACACCUAGCAAAUGCACAUGGAAGCUUGGGAAACCCCCCUCUGCCUCCCCCCAUCGUCAUACCACUCUGCCAGAACCUCUGAAAAUCCUGCCAAGCAUCCUCAAUAAAGUUGGCAAUACACCCUUGGUGCGAAUCAACAAGAUUGGGAAGCAGUAUGGGCUCAAGUGUGAACUCUUGGCAAAGUGUGAGUUCUUCAAUGCUGGGGGCAGUGUGAAGGACCGCAUCAGCCUGAGGAUGGUAGAGGAUGCUGAAAAAGCUGGGAUCUUGAAGCCUGGGGACACUAUCAUAGAGCCAACCUCUGGAAACACAGGAAUUGGGCUGGCCUUGGCUGCAGCAGUGAAAGGUUACCGUUGUAUCAUUGUGAUGCCAGAGAAAAUGAGCAUGGAGAAGGUGGAUGUCCUGAGAGCUCUGGGUGCUGAGAUUGUGAGGACCCCAACUACUGCCAGAUUUGAUUCUCCUGAAUCUCACGUGGGAGUAGCAUGGAGACUGAAAAAUGAAAUCCCCAAUGCACAUAUACUAGACCAGUACCGUAAUGCCAGCAACCCCCUAACACACUAUGAUACCACAGCUGAAGAGAUCCUGCAGCAGUGCGAAGGAAAAAUAGACAUGCUGGUGGCUACGGCUGGCACAGGAGGUACUAUCACUGGCAUCUCCAGAAAGCUAAAGGAGAAGUGUCCAGGUUGCAAAAUUAUAGGUGUUGAUCCUGAAGGCUCCAUCCUUGCUACACCAGAAGAACUGAACAAGACUGACAAGACAAUGUAUGAAGUAGAAGGAAUCGGAUAUGAUUUUGUCCCCACGGUGUUGGAUAGAUCUACUGUGGACCAGUGGUACAAGAGCAAUGAUGAGGAGUCGUUUGCUUUAGCGCGCAUGCUGAUCCGAGAAGAAGGACUGCUGUGUGGUGGCAGCUCAGGCAGUGCCAUGUCUGUAGCUGUGAAGGCAGCCAAAGAGCUGAAGGAAGGUCAGCGCUGUGUUGUUAUCCUCCCUGACUCUAUCCGGAACUACAUGUCCAAGUUCUUGAGUGACAAAUGGAUGAUUCAGAAAGGGUUCAUGAAAGAAGAAGAUGACCUUGUCAAAAAACCUUGGUGGUGGAACAUCAGUGUUCAGGAACUAAAGCUCUCUGCUCCUCUGACUGUGCUUCCAACUGUUACCUGUGCAAAGACUGUUGAAAUUCUCCGGGAGAAGAGAUUCGACCAGGUACCAGUUGUUGAUGAAUCUGGAGCGAUUUUGGGCAUGGUUACCCUGGGUAACAUGCUUUCUUCACUGCUUGCUGGAAAAGUUCAGCCUUCUGAUGAAGUCAGCAAAGUAAUCUACAAGCAAUUUAAACAGAUAAACCUGACAGACAAUUUGGGGAAACUCUCUCAUAUCCUGGAAAUAGACCACUUUGCUCUCGUGGUUCAUGAACAAAUUCAAUAUCACACCGAUGGUUCCUCCAGUAAGCGGCAAAUGGUGUUUGGCAUCGUUACAGCCAUCGACCUGCUUAACUUUGUGACUGCACGAGAACGGGAAAGAAAGCCCAACUAAAGUCAAGUAGCA